Messenger RNA from Myxocyprinus asiaticus (Chinese sucker), 2396 nucleotides. Its product is annotated as pannexin-1-like. The coding region runs from base 49 to 1335 and encodes 428 amino acids. Gene Ontology annotation, biological process: positive regulation of interleukin-1 production; monoatomic cation transport. The transcript is spliced from 7 exons. The record is from RefSeq and is a predicted model, not a curated record. Gene Ontology annotation, molecular function: channel activity. Lineage: Eukaryota; Metazoa; Chordata; Actinopteri; Cypriniformes; Catostomidae.
CUUGCCCACCGGAACUAGCGGUGCACUUGUCACAUAUACAUAUCAACAAUGGCUAUAGCACACGUCGCGACAGAAUAUGUAUUUUCUGAUUUUUUAUUGAAAGAACAGAGUGAAUCGAAGUAUAAAGGCGUGCGGCUGGAAUUGGCCGUAGACAAACUGGUCAGUUUUAUCGCGGUUGGGCUUCCUUUGUUACUCAUCUCACUCGCCUUUGCACAAGAAGUCUCCGUGGGAACUCAGAUCACAUGUUUCCCACCCACUAACUUCUCAUGGCGACAGGCUGCCUAUGUGGACUCCUUCUGCUGGGCUGCAGUGGAGAGCCAGCCCAGGGAGGAUGGGGAUUACAGCGCCCCCCUUCGACUGCAUAAGUUCUUUCCUUAUAUCCUUCUGCUGGUUGCAAUCCUCAUGUAUAUUCCUGCUCUCUUCUGGCGUUUUACGGCUGCCCCUUCCCUCUCCUCUGACCUCAGUUUUAUCAUGGAGGAACUUGACCGUUGCUAUAACCGUGCCAUCCGCCUUGCCAAGAGCCUCACGUCCAACCUUGAAGGCAAAGACAUAGCAGAGGACCCACACAGUGGUUUUGAAUUGACUGAAGGUUGUUUUAAAUACCCUCUGGUAGAGCAGUACCUAAAGACAAAACUUACUUCAUGGGCUUUGGCUGCAAAAUAUCUCCUUUGUCGGGUUUUAACACUCCUCACUUUACUGCUGGCUUGCUUUUAUCUGACCUACUACAUCUUUUGGGUAUCACCCAGUGACCAGUUCUACUGUAACCUGCGCACAGGUAUAUUAGUAAAUGAGAGUGGGGUACCAGAUGCAGUGCAAUGUAAGCUAGUAGCAGUAGGUGUGUUUCACGUCCUAAGUUGCAUUAAUCUGGCGGUAUAUGUACUGUUAGUACCUGCUGUGCUUUCCGCUGCCCUCCAGCCUGCCCGCCAGCACCAGCGUGCUCAGUUCCUCCGUCCCUACUGCCUACUGCCUGCUUUCGGUCAUACCCUGGAUUUACAGCCGACUACACGGCGCUAUGAUGACCUCGGUAUCUACCUGCUGUUCUUGGAGGAGAACUUGAGUGAGCUCAAGAGCUACAAAUGUUUGCAGGUAUUAGAGCUACUGUCAGAGGGAGGGGAUGCAGCAUUUGACACCAUGUGUCUCCUCAGGACUCUGGGACAAGUGAGGACUGACAUGGUGGACAGGAAACAAUACCAAACUACCGAUGGAAAGACUCAGUCAACUAAGAUAGAAGUCUCCUCUGAACUAAAGGAUGUCUCUUCUGUUCUGAUGGACGAUGGUGUACAGACAGCAAAAAGCUGCAGCUGUGUGAAAGAUGUAAGACACAGGGUUGUUUGAAAUAUAUAUAUAUAUAUACACAUACACUCACCAGCCACUUUAUUAAGUACAUCUGUACAUCUACUUAUUCAUGCGAUUAUCUAAUCAGCCAACCAAAAGAUAUGGGUCAGGAGCUUCAGUUAAUGUUCUGAGUAUUUCUGUAACUGCUGAUCUCCUGGGAUUUUCACGCACAACAGUCUCUAGAGUGUAAAGAAAAUGUUGCAAAAAACAACCAAUUAGCGGUGGUUUUGUGGAUGAAAAUGCCUUGUUGAUGACAGAGGAGAAUGGCCAGACUGGUCCAAGCUGACAGGAAGGUGACAGUAACCCAAAUAAACAUGUUACAACAGUGCUAUGCAGAAAAGCAUUACUGAAUGUACAACACCUUGAACAUUGAGGCGGAUGGGCUACAGCAGCAGAAGACCCCUCCGGGUACCACUACUGUCAGCUAAGAAUAGGACACUGAGGCUGCAGUGGGCACAUGCUCACCAAAACUGGACCGUAGAAAUUGUAAAAACAUCACCUGGUCUGACAAAUCUGGAUUUCUGCUGUGGUACACAGAUGGUAGGCCCUCACCUUUCUGUUCUUGGCUGACAGAAGUGGAACCCGAUGUGGUCUUUUGCUUUUGUAGCCCAUCCGUUCGCCUCAAGGUUCGACAUGUUGUGCAUUCUGAGAUGCUAUUCUGCUCACUACAAUUCUACAGAGGGGUUAUCUGAGUUACCUUAGCCUUUCUGUCAGCUUGAACCAGUCUGGCCAUUCUCCAUUGACCUCUCUCAUCAACAAGGCGUUUUCGCCCACAGAACUGCAGCUCGCUGGAUGUUUUUGUUUUCACACCAUGCUCUAUACACUAGAGACUGCUGCGCGUGAAAAUCCCAGGAGAUCAGCAGUUACAGAAAUAUUCAAACCAGCCCGUCUGGCACCAACAAUCAUGCCAUGGUUGAAAUCGCUGAGAUCACAUUUUUCCCCAUUCUGAUCUUUGAUGUGAAUAUUAACUGAAACUCCUGACCCAUAUCUGCAUGAUUUUAUACAUUACAUUUCUGCCACACGAUUGGCUGAUUAGAUAAUCACAUUAAUAAGUAGAUGUA